This is a messenger RNA of Cygnus atratus (black swan), 1311 nucleotides long. RefSeq names its product septin 3 (gene SEPTIN3). Gene Ontology annotation, molecular function: GTP binding; molecular adaptor activity; GTPase activity. The transcript has 10 exons. Bases 1 to 1311 code for a protein of 436 amino acids. Gene Ontology annotation, biological process: cytoskeleton-dependent cytokinesis. NCBI's taxonomy places the organism in Eukaryota, Metazoa, Chordata, Aves, Anseriformes, Anatidae. Gene Ontology annotation, cellular component: cell division site; septin ring; septin complex. The record is from RefSeq and is a predicted model, not a curated record.
AUGGAGGAGGAGGUCUCCCCGGGCCCUCGCCCGGCCGGCCCCAGCCGCAUCCCGGGCCCCCCGCUGCGGCGGUACGGCCCCUCCGGGACCCCCACCCAGCGGAGCUGCCUCUGGGUCACCCUGAGGCACGGGGGGACCCCCUGGCAGCGGCUGCGGGGCCCAGCCCCCAUCACCCCCGUCCCCCCACGCCCCCGGCACGCUCCGGGGCCUGGCGGGACUGAGGCUGCCCCAGCGGAGAAGACGCUGGGCACCGGGGACCCACACACCGGACCAGUGGAGAGCAAAACCGAAGCAGCCAUGUCUGAGCUAGUCCCAGAGCCGCGACAAAAGCCAGUAGUGCCGAUGAAACCCAUGGGCAUUAAUGCCAACUUGCUGGGCUACAUCGGCAUCGACACCAUCAUUGAACAGAUGCGCAAGAAGACCAUGAAGACAGGUUUCGACUUCAACAUCAUGGUUGUAGGUCAGAGCGGGCUGGGAAAGUCGACGCUGGUGAACACCCUCUUCAAAUCCCAGGUGAGCCGCAAAUCUUCGGGCUGGAACCGGGAGGAGAAGAUCCCCAAGACAGUGGAGAUCAAAGCCAUCGGGCAUGUUAUUGAAGAAGGCGGUGUCAAAAUGAAGCUGACAGUGAUAGACACCCCAGGAUUUGGAGACCAGAUCAACAAUGAGAACUGCUGGGAGCCUAUCGAGAAAUACAUCAACGAGCAAUAUGAAAAAUUUCUGAAAGAGGAAGUGAAUAUUGCAAGGAAGAAGCGAAUUCCAGACACACGAGUGCACUGCUGCCUCUACUUCAUCUCCCCCACAGGCCACUCCCUGCGGCCUUUGGACCUGGAGUUCAUGAAACACCUCAGCAAGGUAGUGAACAUCAUCCCGGUUAUUGCCAAGGCUGACACCAUGACCUUGGAGGAGAAGAUUGAAUUCAAACAGAGAGUGCGCAAAGAGCUCGAAGUAAACGGAAUUGAGUUUUACCCCCAGAAAGAAUUUGAUGAGGACUUGGAGGAUAAAACAGAGAACGACAAAAUCAGGCAGGAAAGCAUGCCCUUCGCAGUAGUGGGCAGUGACAAGGAGUACCAAGUGAAUGGAAAAAGAGUCCUGGGCAGGAAAACACCUUGGGGAAUCAUUGAAGUGGAAAACCUCACUCACUGUGAAUUCGCCCUCCUUCGAGAUUUUGUCAUCAGGACCCACCUUCAGGACCUGAAAGAAGUGACCCACAACAUCCACUACGAGACCUACAGGGCCAAGCGGCUGAACGACAACGGAGGGCUGCCCCCCAUGACCGCUGAGACAGAGGAAAACCACGAAAGUAAUCUGUGA